Owenia fusiformis is the source of this 417-nucleotide messenger RNA. The record is from the annotation of a GenBank genome assembly. Lineage: Eukaryota; Metazoa; Annelida; Polychaeta; Sabellida; Oweniidae.
AUGUACAAGUACGGUGGCAUUUUCGUGCUGUUCGUGGUAUCCCUAGGAACCAUUGAAGCCGGUCUAGAGUUUGGGCAAAGCUGUCUGUGGGCACACAACGGGUUUCGAAGAUUGCACCAAUUAACACGUGAUCUAGCGUAUAAUGAAGACCUGGCAAAGUCGGCACAAGAGUAUGCGGACUACUUAUCUUCCACCGGGAAAUAUGAACCAAGCCGCAUGGUUAGCGAGGGGACAUAUAGUGAGAACAUACUCAAGUGGCCUGAUUACGCUGUAAUGUAUAAUAAGAAUGCUACAUGCCGCCAUGCCAUCGAUCAAUGGUAUAACGAAAUCCUAUUCUAUUCUUAUUCUACGACCAAGUCCACUUCCAAAGAUCAUACUAUUGGGCACUUUGUGACAGUAUGUAUGUUUGAAUUAUAA